AUGGUGAAGCUUGCAAGUGUGAAGCUGCAACUCCAACUGCAAGUUCUUCUUCCUCUCAUUUUCCAGUGCGACCCUCAGCCUAGAAAUCUCCUUGUGCUCUUCACCAUGAUCGAGCAGCAGCAGCUACUUGAUGAUCACUCUCCUCUUCUCCUUGUAUCGUUUUCACCGAAACUUCACUUCCAACAGCUCUUGUUCCAAGCUCCCUUUCAACACAUUCGAGUCGCCAACAUCUUUUCCUUCUUCACGCCACCACCACCCGCUAUGCUUGCUGCUGCCUGCACCACCACCAACAUAAACAUGAUCCCCCAUUUGUUGGGUACCCGCUUCCCUUCCAAACGCAACCUCUUUUGCCACCGCAUCAUCGUUUGGGAACACAGGAUCAAGCUCCAACCCGUCUUGGUUGAAGUUCCACCCGCUGAUCCUUCUCUCCUUCACCGAGCAUGGCGAGGUCUUCUUCAUCAUCAUCAUCAUCAUGCUCCCCCUCAUCCGCAUGCUCAUUAA
Molecule: messenger RNA, 501 nt
Organism: Sphenostylis stenocarpa
Lineage: Eukaryota; Viridiplantae; Streptophyta; Magnoliopsida; Fabales; Fabaceae
Source: the annotation of a GenBank genome assembly